Messenger RNA from Tarenaya hassleriana, 1500 nucleotides. RefSeq lists its product as uncharacterized. The coding region runs from base 1 to 1500 and encodes 499 amino acids. The record is from RefSeq and is a predicted model, not a curated record. NCBI's taxonomy places the organism in Eukaryota, Viridiplantae, Streptophyta, Magnoliopsida, Brassicales, Cleomaceae. The transcript is spliced from 2 exons.
AUGGCUCAAGAAGAGGAUGCUCUGAAUGAAUAUUCUCGAGAUCUACCAAGGAAAGACGACGAUUCUAGCCUUCAAUUGGUUCUUGAUCAGUUGGCAGCACUGAAUUCGAAGUUUACAAGCGUCAAUUUGAUUUCUACUACGGAUGCUCCGACACUUUCACAAGAGGAUCUUGGCAUGUAUGUAGUGGAAGAGCGAACCAAAAAUCUGAAUUACAUGGCUAACAACAACUACACGAAUUCAUACAAUCCAGGUUGGAAGAAUCAUCCCAAUCUCUCCUACAAGUCGAGCAAUGUUGAGAACCCCACGCCGAACAACUUCAGAGCAUCGAAUAACCUAAACCAGAGGAUUCCUCCCGGCUUUGCUUUACAAUCCAGGGCUCCUAAUCAGAACUCCAACUACAGAGUUCCCGGACAAUCCUACAAUAACCAUGCACCUCCAGAUAACGGCGAUCUCGUUCAAGAUACACAUGCUCUUCUUCAACAGUUUAUCCAGACUCAGGAGAAGACAAUUCAGGAGUUUCGCGCACAGUUCGUCAAUAUUGAUGCUCAUUUUAAGCUCGUGGAUAAUCAGAUUGCUAAGUUAGCAUCAGCCAUUCAAAGACCAUCUGGGUCUCUUCCACCUAACUCUGAGACUAACCCUCUUGAACAUGUCAAUGCUAUUACCUUGAGAAGUGGUAAGCAGGUAGAUACCGGAAACCCACUGACGGUUGAGCAGAGCGAUAGCUCGAGAACCACAGUUUUAGACACUCCUGAUGAUACACCUGAGCCAGCUUACGUGCCUCCUCCUCCUAGCCCACCACCAGUACCAUUUCCAUCUCGCUUGAGGAGGCACAACGAAGACAUCCAAUUCGCGAAGUUCGUUGAGAUGCUAAAGAAACUCAAGGACAUCCUGACCAAGAAGAGGAUCGUUGAAACUGUUCCACUUACUACCGAAUGCAACGCUUUGAUCCAACACGAGCUUCCGCUUAUGCAGUUCGAUCCAGGUAGUUUCUCAAUCCCUUGUAAAUUGGAUAAUAUUUUCAUCGGUCGUGCACUUUGUGAUCUAGGAGUCGGCGUCAGUCUUCUACCAUUAUCGAUCUUCAAGAAGCUGAAUGUGGGUGAGCUAAAACCCACUGGAAUGACUCUUCAACUUGCCGACCAUUCUGUUAAAUACCCUACUGGAAUACUUGAGGAUGCGCCAUUGAAAGUCGGGAAUUUCUAUAUUCCAGUUGACUUCGUGGUUCUCGACAUGGACAAAGACUCUAAGGUAUCUAUCAUUCUUGGUCGUCCAUUCCUUAACACUGCAGAUGCAGUUAUCCAUGUUCGAGCAGGUAUGCUGACAAUGAAGAUUGGAGAUAAGACGGUGGAGUUCACUUUGGACAAAAAUCUCAAACAACCGUCAUCAACAGAAUCUGCUUGCUUCAUCAACACGCUCGACAAUGCUACUCAGAAUGUCAAACCGAUCAUUUCAGAUCAUGGAACCCAUCGGUUUGAGCAUGACCUCAAUGCUGAAGUUCUAUAG